Messenger RNA from Symbiodinium pilosum, 4302 nucleotides. The record is from the annotation of a GenBank genome assembly. Lineage: Eukaryota; Dinophyceae; Suessiales; Symbiodiniaceae.
AUGACACGCGUCUUCACCGAAGAAGGCGCGUCGGUUGCUGUGACAGUUAUAGAAGCUGCACCAAACCGCAUUACUCAGGUUAAAACCGACGACACAGACGGCUACAGUGCGGUUCAGGUAACUGCGGGUGAAGUCAAACAAAACCGCGUCAGCAAGCCUCGUGCAGGCCACUUUGCCAAAGCAAAUACCGGCGCUGGCCGAGGUUUGUGGGAAUUCCGUGCUAUGGCGGAAGACGGGAUGGCGAUCGGUGGUGAACUUACUGUGGAACAGUUCGAGGUAGGUCAAAAAAUUGAUGUGCGCGGCAUUUCCAAAGGUAAAGGUUUUGCUGGCGGUAUCAAGCGCUGGAAUUUCAGUCACCAGGACAACACCCACGGUAACUCUAUAUCUCACCGUGCGCCGGGUUCUAUUGGUCAGUGCCAGACACCCGGGCGUGUUUUUAAGGGUAAGAAGAUGGCGGGCCAUAUGGGUGCCGCGAAAGUCACCACGCAGAACCUUGAAGUGAUUCGAGUGGAUGCAGAGAAAAACCUGAUUUUGGUUAAAGGCGCUCGUCAGGGCACCCGUGCGCAGAAAAAUCGCGCAGCGGUCAGUGGUGGCGGUCGAAAGCCAUGGCGUCAGAAGGGCACGGGCCGCGCACGUUCAGGCACCAUUCGCUCGCCCAUAUGGCGUAGUGGUGGGGUAACCUUUGCCGCGCAGCCCCAGGAUCAUUCCAAUAAGGUAAAUCGCAAGAUGUACCGUGGCGCGCUGCAGUGCAUCGUGUCAGAGCUCAUCCGUCAGGAGCGCCUGGUGGCGAUUGAGUCAUUCAAUAUCGAUGCGCCCAAAACCAAAGCGCUUCUGAGCCAGCUGAAAACCCUUGAUUUGCGCAGCGUGUUGAUUGUCACUGAAGAGGUUGAUGAAAACCUCUACCUGGCCUCACGUAACGUAAAGGGUGUGGAUGUCCGCGAUGUUCAGGGCGUGGAUCCAGUAAGAGGCUUUGGCAUGAAUCCAGAGCGUGUUUUUACUGUGCUGCGUGAGCCGCACAUCUCCGAAAAAGUGUCAGUGCUGGGUGAUGCGUAUAACCAGUACGCCUUCAAGGUGUCCACUGAUGCAACCAAAGCUGAAAUCCGCGAAGCGGUACAGACGCUGUUUAAUGUUGAAGUGAAAAAGGUAACCACCGCCAAUGUCAAAGGCAAAGUGAAAAAGAAUGCCCGUGGUGUUACCCGUAAGAAGAAUUGGAAAAAAGCGUACAUCACUGUGGCCCAGGGUGCGCCGCAUAAGCCGCUGCUGGAGCGUAAAAGCAAAAAUGGCGGGCGCAACAACGCUGGCCGUAUCACUACGCGUCAUCGUGGUGGUGGUCAUAAGCAACACUAUCGAAUAAUUGACUGGAAGCGCACGAAAGAUGGCAUUCCUGCUGUUGUUGAGCGGAUUGAGUACGACCCGAAUCGUACGGCUCACAUUGCGCUGCUGAAGUACAAAGAUGGCGAGCGCGCUUACAUUAUCGCGCCAAAAGGUGUGCAGGCAGGCGAUGAGCUGAUGAGUGGUUCCAGCUCGCCGAUUCGUCCUGGUAAUGCCAUGGCGUUACGUAACGUACCCGUCGGCUCGGUGGUUCAUUGUGUUGAAUUAAAGCCGGGCAAAGGCGCGCAGAUGGUGCGUAGUGCCGGUGGGUCCUGCCAGUUGGUGGCUCGUGAAGGUACGUAUGCAACAUUGCGUAUGCGCUCUGGCGAAAUGCGUCGCGUUUUGUCUGAGUGUCGCGCGACGCUGGGUGAAGUUGGUAACAGUGAGCAUAACCUGCGUUCACUCGGUAAGGCUGGUGCCACACGCUGGCGCGGACGUAAGCCGACGGUGCGUGGUGUUGCCAUGAACCCGGUUGAUCACCCGCAUGGUGGUGGUGAAGGUAAGACAUCAGGUGGUCGUCACCCGGUCACACCAUGGGGUGUGCCAACCAAAGGACCGUUUGUCGAUACACACCUGAUGAAAAAGGUUGAAGUGGCUGCGGCGAAUAACGAGCGACGCCCUAUUAAGACCUGGUCACGUCGGUCAAUGAUCGUGCCGGAAAUGGUGGGUUUGACAAUUGCUAUCCACAACGGCCGACAGCAUGUGCCGGUGCUUGUGAAUGAAGACAUGGCUCUGGACAUCCUCAACUUCAGUACCAAGAAAGGUGCUGUGUUGGUGCGAAAAGUUGUCGAGUCUGCAAUUGCCAACGCCGAGAACAACGAAGGCAUCGUCAAGGAUCACACUUCGGUGUGGUACGCGGACAAGAAAACCUAUGCGGGAUACCUGCUUAAUGAUUUGGCAGUGCGCGAUUAUCUGCGCAAGCGCCUGGCAGAUGCCUCAAUCAGUCGUAUUGACAUUGAGCGUCCAGCGCAAACUGCACGUAUCACCAUUCACACUGCCCGUCCGGGUAUCGUGAUUGGUAAGAAAGGUGAGGAUGUAGAGCGUCUGCGUGUUGAGCUGGCGAAGCGUAUGGGUAUGCCUGUACACGUUAACAUUGAAGAAAUUCGUAAGCCCGAGCUUGAUGCCCAGCUGGUUGCGCAGAACGUCGCUCAGCAGCUGGAGCGACGUGUUCAGUUUCGCCGCGCUAUGCGACGGGUGAUUCAAAAUGCCAUGCGUCUGGGUGCAGAAGGCAUCAAAGUGCGUGUGGCCGGUCGGUUGGGUGGUGCUGAAAUUGCCCGCUCCGAGGUUUAUCACGAGGGUCGAGUACCUUUGCACACGCUUCGGGCUGACAUUGAUUAUUCAACCUGCGAAGCGCUGACAACCUACGGGAUUAUCGGCAUCAAGGUUUGGAUUUUCAAAGGCGAAGUAAUUGGUACUGCGGCGGUUGGUCGUGGUCGUAUGACGGCGCGCCAGAUCGAAGCAGGUCGACGUGCAAUGGUUCGCCAUAUCAAGCGUGGUGGUAAAACCUGGAUACGUGUCUUUCCUGACAAGCCUAUUACCAAAAAGCCUUUGGAAGUUCGUCAGGGUAAAGGUAAGGGUAGUGUUGAAUAUUGGGUGGCAUUGAUUCAGCCGGGCCGAGUCAUCUAUGAGAUGGAAGGUGUACCGGAAGAAGUGGCUCGUGAGGCGUUUACGCUGGCGGAGCUCGGCGCUGAGCUUCUGCGCAUGCGUAAGGACGAGUUUUCUCUGCGCAUGCAGUACGCCAGCGGACAGCUGGGACAAACACAUAUGGUGAAAGAAGUCCGUCGCGACAUCGCGCGGGUGAAGACGCUGAUCAAGGAGAAGGUAGGCGACACCGUCACCGUGGUUGAGUGUCGACCCUUGGCAAAAACCAAAACGUGGAUGCUGAAAAGCGUCGACGAGCGGGUGUUGGGCGGAUCCAAGCGGCGUUACGCCGGGAUCGGCGACAUUAUCAAGGUCACUGUGAAAGAGGCUAUUCCUCGUGGUCGCGUACGUAAAGGUCAGGUGAUGAACGCUGUUGUUGUACGCACUCGUAAAGGUGUCAGGCGCGCUGACGGUUCCCUGAUCAAGUUUGAUCACAACGCCGCAGUGUUGUUGAACCCACAGAAUCAGCCUGUUGGCACACGUAUUUUUGGCCCGACGCACAUGUUGAAGAUUAAGAAAGAUGACGAAGUAGUAGUGCUCACCGGCCGUGAUAAAGGCCGUCGGGGAGAAGUGCUGCGCGUAAUGAAGGAUGGCCGCCUGCUGGUAGGCGGCAUCAAUAUGGUUAAGAAGGCCACUCGCCCUGACCCGAAUGCGGGCGAGCAGGGUGGCUUGAUCAGCAAAGAAGCGCCUAUCCAGGUGUCGAACGUGGCGAUCUGGAACCAUGAAGAAAGCCGUGCUGAUCGGGUUGCCUUUUCGGUUGAUGAUAAUGGCAAGAAGAUUCGCAUCCGCUCGCAGCUCAAAGAAAGUUUAGGGCUGGCCAACAUCAUGGCGGUUCCGCGUAUAGAGAAGGUGACGCUCAACAUGGGUGUUGGUGAGGCGGUUGCUGAUCGGAAAGUCAUGGAGGCUGCCGUUGCAGACAUGACAGCUAUAGCGGGGCAGCGUCCCGUUGUGUGUAAUGCGCGCAAGUCUGAAGCUGGUUUCAAAAUACGUGAAGGCUGGCCGAUUGGCUGCAAAGUGACGCUUCGCAGCGAGCGGAUGUACGAUUUCAUUGAGCGCCUGGUGGGUAUUGCGAUUCCGCGUAUUCGUGACUUUCGCGGCCUUAAUCCUAAGUCCUUUGAUGGACGUGGGAAUUUCAGCAUGGGUCUUACAGAGCAGAUCGUUUUUCCGGAAAUUGACUACGACAAGAUCGAUAAGAUCCGUGGUCUGGACAUCUGCAUCACAACCAGCGCUGAAAAUAAUGAACAUGCACUGGCACUGUUAAAAGCAUUCAAGUUCCCGUUUCGAGUAUAG